AUGGACCGUGUGGCUGAGAUAACCUUGGAAGAGGCGGCUCCUGGGAUCAACCAAACUUCCAGGAUGCACCUCAGGGAGGACUUGAGGAGGAUACGGUGUGUGGUGCUGCUGUGUCUGCUCACCGUGCUGGUCCUGGCGCUGCCCACUGCCUACUUGCUGGUUGGAAACCUCAGAGCUCCCAGCUCCUGCGCUGGCCAGGUCACAGAAGUGAGGAGCUCUCGCUUUCUGAAGCAACGGGCAGUCUCCUCUGUUACAGAUACACUUUCCAGUGCAGAAAAGCCAAGAGCACACCUGACAGUGAAGAAACAAGAUCUCACCAAUCCCGUGGGAAACCAUCUGCCCAUCCUGCAGUGGGAAGACAAGCGAGGCUUGGCUUUUACCAAGAACAACUUGAGUUAUUCCAGCAACGCACUGGUGAUACCUGUGUCUGGGGACUACUAUGUCUACGCUCAGGUCACUUUCCGAGGGCCCAUUGAAAACAAGAGUAAACCAAAUUCUGUCACCGAGAUCAUCACCAAAGUCACUGACAGUUACCCCGAGCCCACCCAGCUGCUGACAGGCACCACAACCCUCAGUGAAAAGGGAAAUAGCUGGUUCCAGCCCAUUUAUCUGGGCGCCGUGGUCUCCUUAGAAGUAGGAGACAAAUUAAUGGUCAACGUUAGUGACAUCAAACUGGUGGAUUACACUAAGGAGCACAAAACUUUCUUUGGUGCCUUUUUAUUGUAG
Molecule: messenger RNA, 726 nt
Organism: Antrostomus carolinensis (chuck-will's-widow)
Lineage: Eukaryota; Metazoa; Chordata; Aves; Caprimulgiformes; Caprimulgidae
Product: tumor necrosis factor ligand superfamily member 15
Exons: 4
Coding region: 1-726 (241 amino acids)
Biological process (GO): immune response
Cellular component (GO): membrane
Molecular function (GO): tumor necrosis factor receptor binding
Source: RefSeq, a predicted model, not a curated record